Messenger RNA from Doryrhamphus excisus (bluestripe pipefish), 2039 nucleotides. RefSeq names its product Usher syndrome 1Gb (autosomal recessive) (gene ush1gb). The record is from RefSeq and is a predicted model, not a curated record. Gene Ontology annotation, molecular function: protein binding. NCBI's taxonomy places the organism in Eukaryota, Metazoa, Chordata, Actinopteri, Syngnathiformes, Syngnathidae.
CCCUGACAACCAGCGCUCCUCGUGCUCGUCUCCGAGCAACCGAGCACGAACCCGUCGGGAGUCCGGCGUCACGGUCCAGACGGACAUGGAAACGGAACGGAAGUGAGUCAUGGACGACCGGUACCACCGGGCCGCACGGGACGGCCUCGUGGACGUCCUCAAAGAGGCGACGCGGAAGCAGCUGAACGCUCCGGACGAGGACGGGAUGACACCCACUUUAUGGGCCGCCUACAGCGGGAACAUGCACGCGCUCAGAACCAUCGUGGCCAGAGGAGGCGACCCAGACAAGUGUGACAUCUGGGGCAACACGCCGCUCCACUUGGCAUCCGCCAACGGCCAUCACGCCUGUUUGUCCUUCCUGGUGGCGUUUGGCGCCAACCUGUGGUGCCUGGACAACGAUUACCACACGCCGCUGGACAUGGCCGCCGCCAAAGGCCACGUGGAAUGCGUCUGCUACCUGGACUCCAUCGCCGCCAAGCAGAUCACACUCAAUCCCAAGCUAGUCGGCAAACUCAAGGCGCGAGCGUUCCGCGCCACCGAGCGCCGUGUCAAAGAAUGCGUCCGACUCCAGGAGAGACACCGCCAACGCAUGGAGAAUCUGGACGACUUGGACGCCAUAAGCGUCUACAGCUACAUGAGCGGCAGCACGCUGAGCCGCAAGUUCAAUGCCUCCAACCCGUCCUAUUCGCAGGCCACAUUGCAUUCCACCCUGAAGAGCAAGGCCAAGAUUCAGAAGAAGCUGGACAAGAAGAAGCAGACAGACGGAACGUUCAAGAUCUCAGAAGACGGUAGGAAAAGCGUGCGUUCGCUGUCCGGCCUGCAGCUGGGAAACGACGUCAUGUUCCUCAGACACGGCCUGGACAUUCAUGACCUGUUCCUCCACGACCAUGACGGCGACGCUCUCUCUCGUGCCAUGAGCGACCCGGGCCUCCAUGAGGCUGCUUAUUCCGAGAUCAGCUCUGAUUCCGGACGGGACUCACUCUUCACUCGCCCCGGGCUCGGAACCAUGGUGUUCCGCAGGAACUACGGCACGCGGACUGCGUUUGGCGUUGGGUGUCACGAUGAAGCGAGCGUCGUAGGAAGUGAACCUGCGGGACGAGCGCCGAACGUCCAUCUACACGGGCAACUUCCUCGACGCUUGUCCAGUUUUGACAAAGACAGCAUCAAGAGUUCUCUUAGCCCAUGGGAGGACUCUGAUGCAAGUCUGAACGAAGACCUGGACCCCCAAAGUAGUCCACUUGAGACAUUUCUGGUGUCGCACAACCUUGCAGAGUUCAUUGUCAUCUUCAGACGGGAAAAGAUUGACCUGGAAGCUCUUCUGGUUUGUUCCGAGCAGGAUCUCAGCAGCGUCCAGGUCCCGCUGGGCCCCCGUAAGAAGAUACUGGAAGCCUGCAAGAGACGUCGGGACACUUUGUGCGAGCCGGACGCCAUCGAGGACACACAUCUAUGACGUGUGUUAUUGGACCUUUGCUGUAACGCCAGCAGGAUGACUACUUUGAAGACAAACAGCACCCUCUGGUGGCUGAUGGAUAUAACAUACUCUAUAUAUGAAUAAGCGCGGCCUGCAUGGUGCGUGGUUAGCAUAUUGGCCACACAGUCAGUAGAUCUGGGUUCAAAUCUACGCUGGUGUGGAGUUUGCAUGUUUUUCCCGUGAGCACAUAGGUGUCAUCCAGGCCCUCCCACAUUCUAAAAACAUGUAUGUUAGAAUUGAGUGUGAAUGAUUGUAUGUGCCUUGCCAUUGGCUGGCGACCAGUCCACCUCUUGCAUGUAGUCAGCUGGGAUAGGCUCCAGCAUACAUCUAAGCGGCAUAGAAAAUGGAUGAAUAACUAAGGACGCUGGGAUGUCACCAUGGCAACAGUCGCCAUGUCUCCAUGUGUCAAUCACAUAAGGACUGCCCUUAUAUUUAACUGAUGGAAUAUUACAUUCAUAACAUUUGUAUGUUUGUAAUAUGAAGAGAAAACAUUUUUUUUAUUCAAAGAUGCUGAAGUAUUUCUGUGUGCUUUCAUGACGGAGGAAAAAAGAUGGAAACCUGAUAAGUG